Lachancea dasiensis is the source of this 909-nucleotide messenger RNA. The record is from the annotation of a GenBank genome assembly. NCBI's taxonomy places the organism in Eukaryota, Fungi, Ascomycota, Saccharomycetes, Saccharomycetales, Saccharomycetaceae.
AUGGCUUCUUCCUCACAAUUUAAGCAAUUAGAGAAGCUUGGCAAUGGUACGUAUGCAACGGUGUACAAAGGCCUGAACAAGACUACCGGUGUCUACGUGGCUCUGAAGGAAGUCAAGCUAGACUCGGAAGAAGGUACGCCGUCGACCGCAGUGCGGGAGAUUUCUUUGAUGAAGGAGUUGAAGCAUGAAAAUAUAGUGAGGCUUUAUGACGUUAUUCAUACCGAGAACAAACUGACGUUAGUGUUCGAAUUCAUGGAUAACGAUCUAAAAAAAUACAUGGACUCGCGCAUGGUGGGAAAUACUCCGUAUGGGUUCGAAAUGAGCUUGGUAAAAUACUUCGAAUGGCAGCUUUUACAAGGGGUGGCUUUUUGCCAUGAGAACCGAAUUUUACACAGAGACUUGAAGCCUCAAAACUUGCUCAUCAACAACAAGGGCCAGUUGAAACUCGGAGAUUUUGGAUUGGCCAGAGCCUUUGGCAUCCCCGUAAACACAUUUUCAAGUGAGGUCGUUACACUGUGGUACAGAGCACCAGACGUGCUGAUGGGAUCACGUACUUAUUCCACUUCGAUUGACAUCUGGUCUUGCGGCUGUAUUCUCGCUGAAAUGAUAACGGGGAGACCACUAUUUCCUGGAACUAAUGAUGAAGAACAAUUGAAAUUAAUUUUUGAAACUAUGGGUACGCCUACCGAGCGGACCUGGCCCGAAAUUUCAACUCUGCCAAAAUACAACCCGCAACUCCCCCAGCACUUACCUCAAGAUCUAGGAGCACUUCUCCAGAGUCAAACUAGAGAAAAAAUCGACUCCACUUUGGUUGAUCUUUUAUACGGUCUUUUGCAACCAAACCCAGAACGUAGAUUGAGUGCCAAGCAAGCCUUGAACCACCCUUGGUUUGCCGAGUAUUACCAAUAG